This is a messenger RNA of Scleropages formosus (Asian bonytongue), 7279 nucleotides long. It is a transcript of the gene arid1b, whose product is annotated as AT-rich interactive domain 1B. Lineage: Eukaryota; Metazoa; Chordata; Actinopteri; Osteoglossiformes; Osteoglossidae. Gene Ontology annotation, biological process: positive regulation of DNA-templated transcription; chromatin remodeling; regulation of transcription by RNA polymerase II. Gene Ontology annotation, molecular function: nucleosome binding; DNA binding. The transcript is spliced from 22 exons. The coding region runs from base 258 to 7151 and encodes 2297 amino acids. The record is from RefSeq and is a predicted model, not a curated record. Gene Ontology annotation, cellular component: nucleoplasm; SWI/SNF complex; nBAF complex.
UUCAAACCACGAGCGCCUCAACUUCAAACUCCCAACAUGAAAGUACUGCAGAGCAGCAGGCGCGGCCACUGAGGCGCGCUCACGUCCACUCACAUUCAUUGGCAAGGGGCACGCUUUACCUGUUACUAAACACGUUAUUUUUUUUCCUCUUUUUUAAUCAAAUCUUCCUUGUUCGUUUUUUUUUUUUAUACCCCUUUUUGUUAGCUGCUAACUAGCUAGCUGGGACGGAUCCCCGCCUGCAAUGUUGACGUGUGACCAUGGCCGCGCGAGUGGCUCAUGCCCCAGGGGCCAGCAAAAAUAAGAAGCCGGGUCUGUCGGGCGGUCCGAUUCAGGAGCCGAGCCCCGGGGCGCCGCUGAAGGGGGUCGCACACGCACACGCAGCGCUGCUCGGGACGGGCGAUGGCGCGAACGCUGACACCAUGAAUAAUGUAGAUCUCCAGCACCGACCGAACGCGGCCGGCGUCGCUCGUGGUUCUUCGGCUGGAGGCUCGAGUCCGCGCGAGAGGGAGCAGGAGGAGAGCGAGAGGCAGAGCGCGAGCGAGUCCGCCGCGUGUCUGUCCGCGUCCCUCUCAGGUGGCGCGUCCUCGAGCAUGGACACGGGUUCGAUCACGAGCCAUAAACGGAAGAACGUCGGCGGAGCGGAUCCCCCUCCCGCGUGCCACCGCCACGCGCCGCCGCCGCCGCAACAGCAACAACAACAGCAGCAGCAGCAACAACAACAACAACAGCAGCAGCAGCAGCCGUUCAAUCAGUUUCAGCCGCAUCACCCGCGUCAGAUCCAGAACAACAACGUCAACAUCAGCAGCCCGCAAUCGGCGCAGGGAGACGCCGGCGCUCGGCAACAUGGGGGCAAGGAGAACAUGGUCGGAAAUCGGGCUGAUAGGAGUCAGCAGCCGAUGAACAAGAGCGAGGAGGAGAACAAUCAGCCGUGCAAAUCGGGGGAGCGGAUGGGCGGCAGGUACGAGCACGGCGGCCUGGGACCGGCGAACAACAACAACAACAGCAGCAGCAGCAGCAGUAGUAGCAGCAGCAGCAGCAGCAACAACUUCAUCGGAAACAACCAGCCUCCAGGUGCGGGGGGCAGCAGCGGCGCCGCUCCGGACUUCAAUCAUUAUUAUGGCAACGCCAGGGGAGGGCCUGUGCUCGAGCAACAUGGCGGACAACAAAGCCCUGGGAUCGGGCUGAUGCAUUCUUCGGCGCCCAGCACCAUGGAUCAAGUACAAAACUCGCAUGAGGGCUACAACAGCCAGUACAACCACUACCAGAACUACCGCCCCGGCUACGGAGGAGCCGGAUACGGCAUGAUGAGCCCCUCGCGGCAGGGAAACAGCAUGAUGGGCCCGGCUGGCAGCGGCGGCGGCGGCAGCGGCGCAGGUCACGGCAAGACCGCGAUGGCCGCUGCCCCUGGCUCAGGCUCCGGUGCCGGUGGCUUUCAGAGAUUCCCGGGGCAGAGUCAGCAGCACGGGUCCGGGGCCACGCCGACCCUGAACGAGCUGCUGACCUCCCCCAGCCCCGUCAUUCGAGGCUACAGCGGCGGGUACCCGGACUACAGCGGCGGCCCCUCGGCUCAGCAGCAGCAGCAGCAGGCGGGCAUGGCGCUGGGCAAAGACAUGGGCGCCCAGUACGGAUCCCCCAGCCACGGCUGGGGAGGACAACAAAGAACUCACCCCGCCAUGAACCCGGGGAACAACGGACAGGGUCUAGGUAGAUCCCAGAUGGCUCCCAUGGACCCAAUGGCAAUCAAGCGCUCUCACCUCUACCCAAUGGGCAGCACCCCAUACACACAGCAUCAGCAGGGUGGGGCUUACCACAGCCAACCGUACGGCUCACCCACCCCUCAUCAGUACCCAAUGGGAGUGCAGGGGAGGGGUCAGGUGGGCAUGGGAGGAAUGCAGUACCCUCAGCAUCAGCAGAUGCCAGCACAGUACGGCCAGCAAGCCAUGAGUGGGUACUGCCAACAGGGCCAGCCACCAUACUUCAGCCAGCCACCGCAGCCUACAGCACCCACACAGCCAAUGUACAUGCAACCCCGUGCUCCACCACAACAGGAGAUUCCUUCGGACAGCUUCGGCAGCAGGAGUCAACCGCCCGUCACCGCCGGAAAGCCGAGCCACGAGGACAUGGGUCUGAUUCAGCAGGACAGACCGUCCAGUCUUCCUGACCUGUCAGGCUCCAUCGAUGACCUGCCCACAGGGACGGAGGCAGGCCUCAGCUCAGCAGUCAGUGCUUCAGGCUCCUCCAGCAGCCACGGCGAGCAGAGUAACCCAGCGCCAUCGCCUUUCUCGCCCCGCGCCUCUCCAGUGGGCUCUCCGGUGGGUUCGGCCCAGUCGCGCUCUGGCCCCAUCUCUCCUGCCAGCGUCCCAGGAAACCAGAUGGUCCAGCAGACGGCAGGAAGCGUGUCUGACGUGGGCUCCCACUCCAGCAUGAACCAGUCACCUAUGUCCCAAGAGAGGGGAUUUGCACCUGGCAUAUCGCGGAAUGCCCCACCUCCCCAGUGCGGCCCUCAACAACCGGGGCCUUCUAUGUCGCCUCACCCCUCUCCAGGCGUGCCCAUCCACCAGGGUGGGGGUCCCUACCAGCAAGGAGGCUCAAGUGGGCCCCCAUACUCAUCCCAGGGUGGACAGUAUGGACCCCAGGGAAACUACCCUAGACUGCCCAGCUAUGGAGGGGCCCCUGGGGUCAACUACAAUGUCCCAGGAACAAGCAUGAGCAACAACCUGGGUCUGAAUGCCAGCGGCCCCAUGCAUGGCCAGGGCCCUGGGCAGCCCUGCAGCUCCAUGCCCAUGGGGCGUGGCCCUGGGACGGGGGUGGUGGGUCGACCCUACCCUGCCAGCACCAGCGGCAUGGCCCCCAAUUCACCCAGCAUGCCCCAGCCUGCUGGCCCAGGGAUGGGGCCACCUCCGCCUAGCAUUAGCCGCAAACCCCAGGAGGUCACAGCAUCCAGCAUGCAGGCUGUACCCAGCUCCACGUCAGCCAGGCCCCUGUACGAAAAGCCCACUGCUCCCCCCGGCCAAGCUGGGCCAGGUGCGAUACCCUCGCCAGCUCACGCACCUCCGCCUCAACACCCCAGCUUCGGCAGUGCUCAGGCACCUCCCAUGAUGCCCCAGCCUGAGCAGUACGGGCAGGGCACCUACCCCCUGGGCAACCAGAUGGGCAUGAUGGGUACCACUGCCUCUUACAACCAGCCAACUGGGAAUAGCUCCGGAAGGAUGACACCGCAAGGGCCACCCUACAGUGCUCCACCCUCAGGACCCCUGGCGAUGUCAGGGGAUGGAAUUAUGACCAGUGACCCAAAGCAGAAAGCAGACAACAAGGAGGAGGGCAGUGUUCCUGGUUCAGAGCCCCCGAAGGCCAAGGACAGCUACAGCUCUCAGUGUGUGUCCCAGCCCCCGACCCCCUCCCCCCUGUCCCCCAGCCCUGCUAGCCUUUCCUCGUAUCACGGGGACGACAGUGAUAGCAUUAGCAGCCCCGCCUGGCCAAAGACUCCAUCGAGCCCUAAGCACAAUUCCUCCACCAUGACCGGUGAAAAGAUCACCAGGCUGUACCAGAUGGGCACGGAGCCGGAGCGGAGGGCUUGGGUGGACCGCUACCUGACCUUCAUGGAGGAGCGCGGCACACCCGUUCCCACCCUGCCCGCUGUGGGAAAGAAGCCGCUGGACCUGUGGCGCCUCUACAUGUGUGUGAAGGAGAUAGGCGGUCUGGCCAUGGUCAAUAAGAAUAAGAAGUGGAGGGAACUUUCCACACACCUGAAGGUGGGCACGUCCAGCAGCUCAGCCAGCUCGCUCAAGAAGCAGUAUAUCCAGUACCUGUUUGCCUUCGAGUGCAAGGUGGAGCGUGGAGAAGAGCCGCCACCUGAUGCUUUCGCCACGGGGGACGCCAAAAAGCAGUUGCAGGCUAACAUCCAGCCGCCGUCACCCGCCAAUUCAGGCUCCCUGCAGGGUCCUCACACCCCCCAGUCCACAGGCAGCAGCUCCAUGACCGAUAUGCCUGGCAUGCCUAGCGACGGCAAGCCGCCAACCCCGGCCUCUGCCCCUCACACUCAGACAAGCACGCUGCAGAGUGGCAGGAACAGCACCGUCAGCGUGCAGGACCCCUUCUCGGAGGCCAGUGACCCCGUCUUCCAGAAACGUGCCCCUUUGACCUCUGGGACACCCUACCCGCAGGGCAGUAACAUGCCGGACGCCAUGACCAGAAUGCAGUAUGAGGCCAGCAAAGACCCCUUUGGCCCGGCAAGGAAGGGUGCGAUUGGGAAUGAGACCUACCUGCCAGGCCAGAUGGCCAGCAGCGGCAUGCAGGAAGCGUACGGCCGUGGCCCCCCUUCGGGUACCAUGUCCAGCCUGGGAAUGGGCCAGCGCCCGCAGUACCCCUUUGGUUCCGGGUAUGACAGGAGACCUGAUCAUGUGAUGGGUCCAGAGGGGGGCUUGGCUCCCCACGGGGGUCAGAACAAUGAGCCUGGCUUGUACUCCCCUAACCGAUACCCCUCCCAACAGCGACACGAGGGCUACGGGCAGCCAUACCCUCACAGCAUACCAUAUGGAGUGCAUCAGCCCGGGAUGUUCCCCCAGCAGCAGGGUUACAAAAGGCCCCUGGAUGGAAUGUAUGGCCCCCCACCCAAGCGCCACGAGGGAGAGGCCUAUAACAUGCCAUAUGGAGGCCAGCAGCCGGACAUGUACGGCCAGUAUGGGGGCUAUUCGGGCCCUGACCGGCGGCCUAUGCAGGGUCAAUUCCCUUACAGCUAUGGACGAGACCGCAUGCCACCCUCAGGCCAGAUGCCGCCCCAGAUGAUGGGUGGUGGUCCCAUGCAGCCGCCCCCAUGUUCUGGCUCCAGCGAGGGGCAUCAGCCUAACAUGUGGCCCCCCAGGACAGACAUGCCCUAUCCCUACGCAAGCCGGCAAGGUCAAGGGCCCUCUUACUCAAUGGGCCGGGCUGAGGACAUGGAGGGCCGGUCCAACCAGGAUGGUCCCUGGCCUGGUCAAACGGGUCAGCGCCAGUCAUCCUUUCUCCCCUCAACCACUUCUUCCCCCUCCUCUUCCUCAAGCCCCAUGCCCUCCAUGACCACCCGACCCCCACCUUCAUCAUAUCAGACACCCCCAAGCAUCGCCAAUCACACCUCUCGGGAUGCCAGCCCUGCCCCUUUCCAGCGCUCAAUGGAGACUCACAUGUCACCCAGUAAAGCUCACUUCAUGGCCUCUGUGAAGACCCCCAAGCCAGGCGUGUCCAUGCCAAGCUUGCCUGGCCAGGCUCCGCCCCCAAUUUGGCGGGAGGCCAGCUACCCCUCAGGUUCAGUGGAGGCCACCCAGCCAAUGCUGAAACCACGAAGGAAACUGACCUCCAAGGACACGGGAACUCCAGAGGCCUGGCGUGUGAUGAUGUCCCUCAAGUCAGGCCUGCUGGCUGAGAGUACCUGGGCCUUGGACACCAUCAAUGUCCUCCUGUAUGAUGACAGCACAGUGGGAUCUUUCACACUAUCCCAGCUGCCUGGAUUUCUGGAACUCAUUGUGGAAUACUUCCGGAGGUGCUUGAUAGAGAUGUUUGGGAUCCUGGAGGAGUAUGAGGUGGGCACGGCGGGGCAGAAAACCCUUCUGGGUCCUGGUGUCAGUGAGAAGGAGGAGUACCACACCAGUCCACUGAGUAAGCACGAGUCAGAAACAGAGGUGGAGCACGGUAAGGAGAAGCAGGAAGUGGAAUCAAAGGAGGUUUUGCCUGGCCCCAGCCAGGAGCGUGCCGCGGAGGGGGAGGCUCGGUCUGAGCCGCCGAUAAAAGAGGAGGAGAAAGAGGAGGCCAGCGUGCAGCAGGCUGCAGAGAGGAAGGACAACUCGGAGGAAAAGUGCGCUCAAGUCAUGGAGCCCCGGCCAAAACAGGCCAGCAAAUUUGACCGCUUCCCGCUGAAACUGGAGGAGAAGGAGUGGGAUGGCCCGGAGACGGAGCCAUCAGCUGGGGAAGGCUUCGCCAGUGGGCUGCUUCACUGGCAAGCUGGCGGGGGAGACUCCACUGUUCACAUUCAGACCCAUUUUGAGAGCAAGCUCAGCGGUGAGGGCGACAGUUGGCGGGCAGGAGCGGAGAGCGGUGUGAGAGCUGAUGUUAAAGAGGUGCCAAGGUCACAGGUUGAGGGGGAUUCUGUCCUGUCUCUAGUACCCUUGGCCAGGAACCCACAGCAGUCAGACGACCUGGAGGACGAGCCUCGGUGCCGAGAUGACGCCCCGCUCUCCGUUGCUGCCGAUUGGCAGGAUUCGCUUGCCCGCCGCUGUGUCUGCGUCUCCAACAUUGUACGCGGUCUCUCUUUCGUGCCAGGCAACGAUGCUGAGAUGUCCCGGCACCCGGGCCUGGUACUGAUCCUAGGAAAACUGGUGCUGCUGCACCACGAGCAUGCUGAGCGGAAGCGGCUGCCACGGGUGCGCCGCGAUGAGGGAGAGGAGGAGGAGCCUGGCCUGGCCUGCAUCAGGGAUGAGUGGCGCUGGGACUGCCUGGCCCAGCUCCGCGAGAACACCAUGGUGACGCUGGCCAACAUUGCCGGUCAGCUGGACCUGUCGCUCUACCCAGAGAGCAUCUGCCUGCCCGUGUUGGACGGCCUGCUGCACUGGACGGUGUGCCCCUCGGCUCAGGCCCGGGACCCUUUCCCUGCGGCGGGGCCCUACUCUGCCCUGACCCCGCAGAGGCUGGUGCUGGAGUGCCUGUGUAAACUAAGUGUGCAAGAUGGCAAUGUGGACCUGCUGCUGGCCACGCCUCCGGCGGCCCGCCGGGAGCGGCUGUUUGCCGCGCUGGUGCGCCACGUGGCCGAGCGCCGUAGCCAGGUGUGCCGGGAGAUGGCCGUGGCUGUCCUGUCUAACCUGGCCCGCGGAGAUGCCCUGGCAGCCCGUGCCAUUGCUGUCCAGAGGGGUAGCGUGGGCAGCCUGGCCAGUUUCCUGGAGGACGGCGUAGCCAUGGCGCAGUACCAGCACGGCCCGCACGGUCCACCGCACCCCGAGCCGCCCAGCGUCAGCAUGAUGUGCCGUGCUGCCAAGGCCCUGCUGGCCAUGGCCGAGGUGGAGGAGAAUCGCUCCGAGUUUGUGUUGCACGAGGGCCGGCUGCUCGACAUCGCCAUGUCCUCCGUGCUGAACUCGGCUGUGGCCAGUAUCGUGUGCCAAGUGCUCUUCAAGAUCAGCCGCUCGUGACAGGCCUUCCCUGAGGGCCAGGGGCCUGUGGGAGCACAGAAGCACGAGACACAUGCAAACGGUGGUAUUAUAUUUUUAUUUAAGCAAAAGAACAUAAAAAUGUUUUUAUAUAUAAAUAUAUAAAUAAA